Messenger RNA from Solanum stenotomum, 2047 nucleotides. RefSeq names its product probable dolichyl pyrophosphate Glc1Man9GlcNAc2 alpha-1,3-glucosyltransferase. Gene Ontology annotation, molecular function: dolichyl pyrophosphate Glc1Man9GlcNAc2 alpha-1,3-glucosyltransferase activity. NCBI's taxonomy places the organism in Eukaryota, Viridiplantae, Streptophyta, Magnoliopsida, Solanales, Solanaceae. Gene Ontology annotation, biological process: protein N-linked glycosylation. The transcript is spliced from 4 exons. The record is from RefSeq and is a predicted model, not a curated record. Bases 114 to 1757 code for a protein of 547 amino acids. Gene Ontology annotation, cellular component: endoplasmic reticulum membrane.
AAUUAUCCAUCUAAGAAUUGGGCCUAAGCAAGUAUAACCCGACCCGACCCAACACAACACAACACAGCCAGCUAGAUGCUGACCUGGACAAUCCAUGACGUGUUAUUGCUGACAUGUCACCUUCUUCUUCAAGCUCCCCUCCGCUCAAAUCUCAACCCCAAACACCACUUCGCCGUCGGCCCAAAGCCAUGAAACCCCCAAAGAACCACCACAAACACCACUCUGAUCAAACUCCGAUCCUAAAACUGAAACCCAAUAGACCCAUCACAGAGAUCUUAUGGGUUUCUCUGGUAGCCACAUGCAUUAAGUUCCUUCUAAUCCCAGCUUAUCACAGCACAGAUUUCGAAGUCCACCGUAAUUGGCUUGCUAUAACUCACUCCCUUCCUCUUUCUCAGUGGUAUUCUGAUGAAACAAGCCCAUGGACCCUCGAUUAUCCUCCGUUCUUUGCUCAUUUCGAGCAUUUUCUUUCUUUCUUUGCCUCCCUUGUGGACCCCAUUAUGGUUAAUCUUCAGCAUGGUCUCAAUUACAAAUCACAACCCACAAUUCUUUUUCAAAGACUUACUGUUAUAGUAUUUGAUUUUGUGUUGGUUUUUGGUAUUUAUAGAUUGACACGGAAUUUGGGGUACAAAGAGAGAGUUUUGAUCUGGGUUUUGGUUAUUUUUUCGCCUGGGUUGAUGAUUGUAGACCAUUUGCAUUUUCAGUAUAAUGGGUUUCUUUUGGGGAUUCUUUUGAUAUCUCUUUCAGCUUUGGAGGAAGGGAAGGAUUUGCUAGGUGGUUUUGUUUUUGCAGCUUUGUUGUGUUUUAAGCAUUUGUUUGCUGUUGCUGCUCCUGUUUAUUUUGUUUAUUUGUUGAGGCAUUAUUGCAGGGGUGGGUUGAUUAGGGGGUUUGGGAGAUUGGUUAUUAUGGGGAGUGCAGUUGUGGCUGUUUUUGCUGCUGCUUAUGGGCCUUUUCUGUAUCAUGGACAGAUACAACAAGUGUUCCAUCGAAUGUUUCCAUUUGGUCGGGGACUCUGUCAUGCUUACUGGGCUCCGAACUUCUGGGUGUUCUAUAUAAUUCUCGAUAAAGUGUUAGCAUUUUCGCUUGUGAAAAUGGGUUUCAGCGUCCAGACACCGACAGCUUCAUUCACUGGUGGACUAGUUGGGGACUCCUCUCCUUUUGCUAUAUUACCUAGAGUCACCCCCAUGGCUACCUUCAGUAUUGUUUUACUUGCAAUAGCCCCAUGUCUUAUAAAAGCUUGGAAAGAUCCCCAACCAAGGAUGAUUACUAGAUGGAUAGCCUAUGCUUACACAUGCGGCUUUAUGUUUGGCUGGCAUGUCCAUGAGAAAGCUUCGCUUCACUUUGUGAUUCCCCUUGCCAUCAUUUCAUUGAAAAGUGUGGAAGAUGCAAAACACUAUUUCUAUUUGUCCAUAGUGUCCUGCUAUUCUCUAUUUCCGUUGUUAUUUGAAGCCCAAGAGUAUCCAAUUAAGGUUCUCUUACUGCUUUUACAUGCUACACUGAUGUGGAUUGGAUUUUCCUCUCAUUUUACAACAAAAAGUGAACAGACAAGAUAUGACAAAACGAGGUUCAUCUUGGGAUGGUUUGGGAGGUUAUACUUGCUAGGUCUCGUGGCCGUUGAGAUAUAUGGACAAUUUGUUCAUCCUAUUCUCUUUGCUGAGAGGCUUCCUUUCUUGCCUCUUAUGAUGAUCAGCAUAUAUUGUGCAUUCGGAAUGAUGUACUCUUGGAUCUGGCAAUUGAGGCAGAUUAUCAAGUUACAUUAACACAGGUAGCUGUCAAAUGCAACCAGCUGCUGCUUAUAUAUAAGAUAGAACUCGAUACAUGUAGCUACAACAACAACAUACCCAGUAUAAUCCCACAAGUGCAAACCUUACCCCCCUACCUUUGUGGGUAGGGAGGCUUUUCCAAUAGACCCUCGGCUCAAAAAGAAAAGUUAUCGAAGCAUGGUUGCAUUGGAUACGUGUAGUAGCUAAUUCUAGAUCGGCUUUUGUAGUAUCUUGUGUAAACAGUUUUGAGAAACUUUAAAUAUGAUACCAAUGUUUAUUAGAUGCUA